AUGGGAGUGAAUCUUAUACUGCCGUUCUGUUUGAUCCUUAGCUAUGUUGUUGUAACAUUAGAGAUCCAUAAUUCAUCCGGCGGCAUUGUAGGUUUUGCCUUUUACAAAGGUGGCCACAAAACACGUCGACCUAGAAAAUCUUCAUGGUCGCCGGAUGAAAGCUCACGUUUGGCUGAUCUAGAGCAUAGUAUUGCUUCAGAUAUGCCGGAAGAUGACCAUGAUAUUGAACCUGAGCUAACUAUCGACCGUUCCUUAGGUGCGUCAUUCAGCUCGAUAGAGAUUCCAUCAAGGAAAUCAUGUGGCGACGUUUCAGUUACAAAUUUAUCAUCUCCAGCGGGAUCAUCUAGCCGUAGAAAACGUGUUAUGGAAGACGAUAGCGAUGUUUCCACGGAUAUCGCAGAGGAUUCUGCCGACUUACUAGGGGAUGUUACAGAAGACGACACGACAGAUGUGUUUGUGGAUACCUUAAAGGCUGCGGAGAAAUGGGAGUGCGACGAAAACCGGUUUCGUAAUCCUAUCGGUGAGGUGUUGGACAACAUCACCGACAAAGAGAUGGUCGAGCGUGCGGAGGAGGAGUUAAAAAGAGAGCGUCAGGAAGGUCCUAGUAUGAAAGAGUUGCUUGCGAGUUUGGAGGAGCCACGUACUACCAAACCCGAUGACGAAUGGAAAGGUUUAAUUCAACAAUUUGAGAUAGAGGCGGAUACCACCCACUGUGUCGGUUGCGGUAUCCGCCUGCAAAGUGGCAACCCUGGUAAUCAGGGCUUUGUAGCUCCCGCCGUUCUCACUUCGUUAAAAGAUUCAGACGAUCGUCCUCGAUGCCAGCGUUGUGCCAGUAUGCGUAGUGGCCUUAUCUUCAAUGACACGUCUGUAGCUGUGGGUGACAGUGCUUCUUCAGCUGCACGUGAGACUGUCGCCAUACUACGUAACGCCUUAUCACUGAGUGCUACCCGUCAUGUGACAGUUGUAUAUGUGUUGGAUGUUUUAGACAUGCAUUUUGAGCGCGGGUUGGCGGAUUUAAUAACUGCACGUCGUGAGAAACGAAAAGCUGAUACUCAUUUUUACAUUGCGCUUAAUAAGGUCGAUUUGCUGCCGCCACACAGUCGAAGACGUAUUAUAAUGUAUGUCCACCGUUUCAUCAAUUCUAAGGCUCCUGAAUUGCGUAUCAAACCUAGACACAUAUUCCUCAUGAGUUCUCGUAAUGGUAGUGGUGUUAACCUUUUUCUGAGUGUGUUAUUGGAUGAAGCAUACCGUAAUCGCAGCAAGGUAUUCUUUGUUGGUGCCACUAACGCUGGCAAAUCAACUUUCAUCAAUCGUUUAUCUAGUUUUGUCAGCGAUGGUGACGCUAAGUCGGUAAAGGCCCCGUUGCUUUCUACGAGCGUGGUUCCUGGUACUACACUGCGUCCGUUACGCAUCGAUGCUGGACCCGGUUUUGAGUUAUUUGACACUCCUGGUAUAGUGGUCAAUGACUCCUUUACUUCUUACCUCACUGCCAAUGAGUUGAAGGUUGCGGUUCCGUCGUCUUUGGGUUUAACUAAGCCUUUAAGGGUUGGCGCAGGUCAUACCUUGCUUUUGGGUCAAUUCGCGCGUAUCGAUAUAUUGGAAGGUCGUCCCUUUUUCUUCACGCCAUAUUUCUCUAAACAUAUCCAAGUUUCUGUUAUGCGUACAGAUCGUUUGUCAGUAUAUUUGUCGAAGCGACCUUUUGGUGACACCCGAGUGUUCUACAGUCGUGACUCUUGGACAGAGUUGUCCGACGAGUCACGGGGUGACCCGAGCGAGAUGGAGGUCCACUCCUCUAUCGAUAGAACUUCUGAAAAUGCCACUGAUGGCCUUAGUACCAUAAAGCGUUAUGUGGACGUGCGUGGUAUUGGUUGGGAGCAGGCUACUGCUGACCUUUGUUUCAAGGGUCUUGGUUUUAUAACCCUUGCCGGGGCACUUGAACUAUCUCUUUGUGUAGAGACUUUAUCAGGUGUUGGUGUCUAUAUGCGUGAGCCUUUAAUGCCAUUUGACUCGAUACCUUUUGCGCGUCGUAGGAUCCUACGCAAGUAG
Babesia sp. Xinjiang is the source of this 2046-nucleotide messenger RNA. RefSeq lists its product as uncharacterized. The coding region runs from base 1 to 2046 and encodes 681 amino acids. NCBI's taxonomy places the organism in Eukaryota, Apicomplexa, Aconoidasida, Piroplasmida, Babesiidae. The transcript has a single exon. Gene Ontology annotation, cellular component: mitochondrion. The record is from RefSeq and is a predicted model, not a curated record. Gene Ontology annotation, molecular function: GTP binding.